AUGAGUCUGUCAAGACAUGUAGGAGGAUACGGAAAAAAUGCCUUGAUUCCAUCCAUCUGUGACAAACAAAGGGAAAUAUCGACUGCUAGUGGAACAUUUGAACAACACAAACUCGAUUUAAGGGGUAAAAUUGCCUCCUGUAGCAGGUUAAUGAGAUGUCACACUCUCAUGCCUGUUGUUAUAAUCGGAAUUCCGGUAAUGUGGAGUGCCGCUUUGGCUCUGCCUCCAGUUGUUACUCUGGUUGAAUUGAAGAAGAUUGCGCUUUUAGCUCUUGGAACCUUUUUUACACGAUUUGCGGGUUGCUGCAUAAACGACCUUGCCGAUGCCAAGAUUGAUAGACAGGUCGCUAGGACUAAAUCAAGACCAUUGGCUGCCAAAGAAAUUACGUACAAGGAAGCUCUCAUUACUCUUGCAAUCAAUUCUUCCAUUGCCCUGGGAAUCCUCUUGCAAUUUGACAUGAACACGAUAAGAUUUGGGUGUAUUGGAGCGACAAUGGCAUCUGUUUAUCCGUUUUUAAAGCGCUCUACAAACUAUCCUCAGGUAUUUUUGGGGGCAUCCUUGGCAAUCGGUACCCUCAUGGCAUGGACAAGCAUAUCAUUGGGCCCAAUUACUAUGGCUCCAUUGUGUAUCUACGGUGCAGCUUGCAUGUGGACUGUAAUUUAUGACACGGUUUAUGCACACCAGGAUAAAGAAUUUGACAAGAUGAUUGGGGUAAAGUCCUUGGCUCUUCACUGGGGUGACGACACCAAGAAAAUGUGCAAAAUAAUGGCAUAUAACAUGACACUGCUAAUGACCGCAUGCGGUUACAUUGCAGAUUUGUCGACUCCAUUUUACGCUUCUACACUUUUAUCGCAUAUUUGGAUGGAAAAGGAGAUAAAUAGGGUAAAUCUUAACGAUCCAGUGGAUUGCCUAGGAUUCUUUAAGAGGAAUACGAUUUAUGGAGGUAUUUUACUGGCAGGCAUACUUGCUGGAAAAGAGAGUCUGGAAUUUUCUCUAGAUCCAAUCUUCAAAACCUAG
This is a messenger RNA of Theileria equi strain WA, 1017 nucleotides long. RefSeq names its product 4-hydroxybenzoate octaprenyltransferase, putative. Gene Ontology annotation, biological process: ubiquinone biosynthetic process. The record is from RefSeq and is a predicted model, not a curated record. Bases 1 to 1017 code for a protein of 338 amino acids. Gene Ontology annotation, molecular function: prenyltransferase activity. NCBI's taxonomy places the organism in Eukaryota, Apicomplexa, Aconoidasida, Piroplasmida, Theileriidae. Gene Ontology annotation, cellular component: mitochondrial inner membrane. The transcript is spliced from 5 exons.